Messenger RNA from Mya arenaria, 1842 nucleotides. RefSeq lists its product as uncharacterized. Gene Ontology annotation, biological process: signal transduction. The record is from RefSeq and is a predicted model, not a curated record. Gene Ontology annotation, molecular function: protein binding. Bases 124 to 1341 code for a protein of 405 amino acids. Lineage: Eukaryota; Metazoa; Mollusca; Bivalvia; Myida; Myidae. The transcript is spliced from 5 exons.
CAGAGUACACAUCAUAGGAGAACAAAGCGAUGAAUUUAGCUGCGUUUAUCAUUUUCAAGAUUUUAGUCAUGAUUCAGGUUACCCGGAUGUUUGGCUGGGUUUUCCAUUUAAUAUAUUUCAAGGAUGGCGUUUGAACAGGAGCAAAACUCGUUUUACGGAAAAAAACACAACACACCGACACCGGUUGGGAAGUUUUCUGAAGAUAUAAUUGCAUGUGUUGAAAAGUCGACAUCGUACAGUUUGCCAUCUACAAGUGGAAUGAAUCAAGGAUACAGUAUAAACAUUUUAAACGAAAGUGGUGGAAUGAAUGCACGUCAAUACCAAAGUGAUGUAGGUGGAGAAUUAGGAUCUGUUUACCAACCUCAUGGAAGUACAUAUAACGGAAUUAUAAAUCAUAAUAACUUUUUUCAAGGACAUAGUCCAAAUAAAGAGGGUUUGAACACACAAAAGGAAAUGUCAUCUGGUGCACAUAUCGAUCAAGGACAAACACAACAAGGCGAAUACGAACAUCGCUCGUAUGGACCGGAAGGGAGCAAUCAGUGUUCAUAUGGUACAUUUAAUGGUGAACAAAGCAACUUAUUACCACACUCGUCUGUUCAACCACAUGCAAUGGGAUAUAGCAUAAAUAUGAACACUGCAUGUAUAAACCAAGAUUAUAACCACAAUACAUGCGCGUAUACUUCUCACACUCGGGAUGUAGGGAGAAUGUCUAACAAUUGUCAUAGAGUAGCAAGUGCAUCGAGUAAGUCUACAGAUUAUCCGCGUGCAGAAUAUCUUAACACACAGACAGCUUCUCCAAGUGCAAGGAACAAGCGACAAUACAUGAGCUGUUCACCAGUAGAUAGUAAGCUUCAAGACUUAACUUCUACAAAUAACGGAUCGAUUUAUGUGGCUGACAAAAGCAAUCUAUCAUCAGCCCAAACUGCAACCAGUCCGCAUGAGUCUUUAUGUGGGCGCCAAGCAACCUCGUGUUCAACAGGAGAGAGAAGUGAAGCUCAGACCACUUCACAAGAAAGGAGCAUAUAUGAAAGACAUUCAAGAAACCCUCCAAGAAAAGCUUCAAAUAAUGGGAUAGUUACAUCGAGGAAUAUAAAGAAUGUUGCAGAAAAUUUGGGAAAGGGCUACGAAUCUCUGGCUUUAGAACUGGACAUUGAACAAAUUGGCAUUGAUAGAAUUAAGGCAGAUAACAACAACAACAUGGAACAGCAAAUUACUGCCAUGCUUUUUAUGUGGAAAAACAAUGCGGGAAAAGAAGCAACGAAAGAAGUUUUGCUAGGUGCAAUACAACGAACUAAAUACCUGUCGAGAAAUAUAGACCCAAUCAGGGAGAUACUGCGUUAAACGUGACCUAAUUCAGCAGUAUGUUAUCAGUUGUGUACUACCAUUAUGACCCAUUUCUAUUUUAAGGACAAAUAAUGAUGUGUUAGCUGUGGGUGACUGCGUGCACGACCAUUCAUAAAUAAAUUUCAGCAGAACAAAGAUUAGAGGUAAAAAUGUCGCAAUGCCCAUGACAAAAGUAAGUCGCAAUACCGACUACAAACUACAGUACAAUACAGAGAUAAGAGUCAAAUACUACGCACGCAAUAUCUCAGCGAACAAUUAGUUUUCAAACGGAUGUCAUGAUCUGAUUUUAUCUUAUAAACAAUUUUUAUGACACUCGUUAAACUGUAUUUCAAUACGUUUGCUAAUACGUGUUAUGUUACAAUAAUGGCUUAUUUAAAUGCUUGUUAUCCAAUACCAGCCCUUUGAAUUUAUUGCGGAUAGGUGGAUACAAUUGCAAACUUGACACUCAGUUGUUUGUUAAAUGCCUCGUAUGAUGUUUACAAUAAAAUAAUAAGAUAA